AUGGAUAAUUAUUUUAUUGAUGUCAUAAAAUUAAAAGCUCUGCUAGAGGUGUGCAUCAAGGUCGAGGCGGAGUUUGUAGAAGAGCGAGAGGAGGGAGAGGGAACAAGCCAGAGCGAGACGACACCAGCUUGCGGGAGCGAGACAGAAGCAAAGGAACAACACCAAGGUGAAGGACUAGCGACGGCACGCGAGACACAAGCCCCGGCCAGUGCAGACACACACAAAAUAGAAAACUCAUACUCGUGCGAUGUCUGUCAAAAGGAAUUUCCACAAUUAGGCGCCUUAACUCAGCAUAAACGAAUACACGCCGAAAAAACUUACCAGUGCAAAACGUGUGAUAUGCGGUUCAGACUGCUAAGUAUAUUACAAGCACAUGAACGCCGUCACAGAGGCGAGAAAGCUUACGAAUGUAAAACAUGCCAAAAGCGCUUCUCGACAACGUACGAUUUGAAGAAACACCAGCUAAUCCAUUCUGGCGAAAAACCUUACGCCUGUGACGUAUGUAAAAAGCAAUUUAGACAACUACAUCCAUUGAAAUUACACAAACAAAAUCACGCGAACAAACCCUAUUUCUGCGAAGUAUGUUAUAAGAACUUCACAGAUCAAGAUGCUUUGAAGGAGCAUGAACGAAUACACACAAAAGAAAAGAGAUUUUCGUGCGAUGUAUGUGAAAAAGCUUUCAAGAAUUCAUCUAAAUUAAAUGAUCACAAAAGAACGCACACCGGCGAGAAGCCUUAUUCAUGUGGCACGUGCGAAAAGAAAUUUGCGAAAUUGCAGGAUUUAAAAACACAUGAGCGUAUCCACACCGGGGAAAGGCCAUAUUCCUGCGAAACAUGUGAAAAGAGCUUCACACAGUGGAAUCAAUUAAAAGUACACAAACGAUCUCACACAGGCGAGAGGCCUUAUCCUUGUGGUACAUGUGAUAAGCGAUUUGCGCAAUUGGGCCAUUUGAACGCUCACGAACGGCGUCACAGGGGUGAAAAACCUCACGCCUGCAAAACUUGUCAAAAGCGCUUUUUGAAAAUGUACGACUUGCAGAAACACGAGCUGAUUCAUACUGGCGAGAAACCUUUUUCAUGUGAUGUAUGUGAAAAGCGAUUUACACAAAAGAGUGCGUUGAAUUUACAUAAAAAACUUCAUACUAGAGAAGCGUAUCGCUGCGGCAAGUGCAUUAGGGUGUUCACAGAAUUGGAUGAUUUAAAAAACCAUGAGCAAGUACAUUCGAAAGACAGAAGGUUUCCUUGCGAUGUAUGUGGAAAGGAGUUCAAGCAACCGUCUUUGUUAAAAAAGCAUGUAAGAACACACACCGGUGAGAAGCCUUAUCCCUGUGGCACGUGUGAAAAAACUUACGCGAAAUUGGCGAGUUUGAAGAGACAUGAGCUUACCCACACCGAUUAAUGUUUGCAAUGUAAAUGUAUUAGGACACAUCUGAAUGCUUUGCCAUUUGAUAAUGAAGUAAUAAUUUAAAUACGUGUAUAGAUUGAAUUUCUGUAUGUAGUUAUAUAAGGUUAUUAGCGGGUCCAUAUUGGGUUUCAUUAUAAUUGAUUGUCCUAAUGUAAUGUUACUCAUAAAACUUAUUUCGCAUAAUUGUUAUUGUGCUGAAAAAUUAUAACACAAACCUAACCUAACCUACCCUUUACUAUACAACCUAUGCAAAAUAUUUUAGAAAAUAAUUGCUGCUUCAGCUGGAGAAAAAAAUAUGCGAAAAGAGUUUUAUGCGUAACAUUACAUUAUGACAAUCAAUUAUUAUGCGACGAGAUAGGAUCCCGUUAUUAAUAAAUCCGUUUAUUUAAGACAACAUAGGUCCAACACAUCGCAUUACAAAUUACAUCGGAUUAAAUUACAAUUUACAUAGGAUUAACAAUAAAAUAAUAAACACUAAAAAUUUUAGCAAAUGUUAUUAGCAGUUUUAAUGUAAUAAAUUUUUGUUCAUUUUAAUAAACUAUAAAGUCGCCAUGGUUCCCCUAUCUUUGGCAUAAUUUUUUUUGUAAUAAUUCUAUUGUGCAUAAUAACUUUAGGCAUAAUAUACUGUUAGCAUAAAGUCACUUGGUACUGGAUUGUUGCGCAUACGUGCUCUACGCAUAAUUUUUAUUGAUCGAAGUGUCUUUUGGCAUAAUUUUAAUGUCCAAAUCGAGACCUGGUAUCUGUUUCAUUUCGCAUAAUUUUAUUUGUAAUAAUUUAUUUUAGCAUAAUUCGCCAUUAAGCAUAAUGUACUACAAGCAUAAAAUCUUAUGGCAUAGAAAUGUUUUGCAUACUUGCGAAAAUCAUAUAUGUUGUAGGCCCAAUAUUUUUUGGCUGAAAUUAAUUCGCCGAAUGUUUCGCAACUCGCAACUAUUAUGUCUCAUAGUUACAUUUCGCUGAAUAACAACAGUUUGUUUUCAUGAGGU
Cydia fagiglandana is the source of this 2387-nucleotide messenger RNA. RefSeq names its product zinc finger protein 664-like. The record is from RefSeq and is a predicted model, not a curated record. NCBI's taxonomy places the organism in Eukaryota, Metazoa, Arthropoda, Insecta, Lepidoptera, Tortricidae. Gene Ontology annotation, cellular component: nucleus. The transcript is spliced from 3 exons. Gene Ontology annotation, molecular function: RNA polymerase II cis-regulatory region sequence-specific DNA binding; DNA-binding transcription factor activity, RNA polymerase II-specific. Bases 1 to 1398 code for a protein of 465 amino acids. Gene Ontology annotation, biological process: regulation of transcription by RNA polymerase II.